CGCUGAUCAUAUGCUAGGCUGUGUCGGCCAACGAGAAAGGCAAGGCACGCGCUACUUCGCCUGUCGAUACGAACACCGCACCUCCAGCCGAUGCGACUGCACUUGCGUCCCACCGAGCACUACUCGAUGCUGUUCUACCAUCGCUCAUAUGCCAGAUCUGUCUACUUCUCAUGAGCAAGCCUUUUGCCUUGGCACCGUGUGGUCAUGUUCUGUGCCACGGGUGUCUCGUCAACUGGUUCUCCAACGAACCUGCCGCCCCUCUGGGCCAGGCGGUCCAGCAAGCAGAACCACCGUCAGCGCAGGUUGAGGGCGACGAAGGAGAAAACAAUAAUGCAGAUGAUCCUCCUCUUGCCCCAGCACCGGCUCUUCCACCAGCAGAACGACGUCCCGCUCCCCUCAUUCGACGCAAGAAGACCUGCCCCCACUGCCGUGCUGUCGUCCGCGAAAAGCCUGUCGAAGUCUGGUCGGUUAAAGAUAUGGUCAACGCUGUCGUACGCAGUGGCCUUGCCGAUCCAGACUCUGUGCCAGAAUAUCUUCAAGGCGACACAGCAAACGACGCGACCACAAACCCGUGGAAAGACAUUUUCCCAGACGACACCCGCAGGCCGUUCGCCGAUGUCCUGAACGAGAGCAUGGGCCUACGUGACGACGAGGACGGCGGUAUCUACCGCUGCGUGGACUGCCACCACGAGAUCUGGGACGGCCUCUGCUCGUCGUGCGGGCGCUUCUACCCCGGCCACCGCAUCGAAUUCGACUCGGACAGUCAAGACGACGAGGACGGCCUCCAGCCGAUGUGGCUCGACUACAGUGACGAGGACGAAGAGGCGGACAUGGAUUUCCUGCGGCACAUCAUCGGAAGGAGACUCGAUGAUCUGCUGGAUGACGAAGCGCUUUCGGAGGGGAGCGACCACCGCGAGGACGGCAGAGGCCGCGGAAGCAGAGGCGGGUCGCACAGCAACGAAAGCAUUGGCCACGGCAGCGCCCACAGCGACGCCUCGAACGAUGAAGAGUACGAGGGCAGCUUCAUCGACGAUAGCGACGACGUGGCGAUCGCGAUCUCAGCUGUCCGCGACAUCGGCAGAUUGUACCGCGCUGGCGACGACGAACCGGUCGAGGUUUAUUCAGACGAGGAUGGCCGGCCGCCACCGGCUAGACGUGGGCGGCGGGUGAUUGACUCUGACGAAGAGAUCUCGUUGUCUGGUGGAGAUGAAGAGGAUGAUGACCUCGCGGCGGCGGUGGCUGCUCGCGAGAGGUGAGUCCUUCGAUUGCCUGCUGCCCUUCGUCCUCUUUGCUGAGUCUUUCUGCUCUAGAGAAAUGUACGGUGACGACGGAUCCCUGCCUUCUCGCCACUUCCCACAAACUGACUCGGACGAUGAAUUCGAUCGUGAAUACCACCAUUAUCCUGAAGAAGACGAGUAUUAGCAUGAGAGACCGUGGUUUAUAUGCUUGGACACUCUCCGUGCGAUAGACCACUAGAGGUUGCCUGUAGCGUACCACUGGGAUGAUUGGCUGAUACUGAAAGCAUUUGCUUCUCGGUGCAAGCAUUAUCUUCAAAUAUAUUGUGAGUGUUUCGGACAGAUCUACUAUAAUAUGAGUGCGCCAGUGCCUGGGACCGUACUCAAGGAGUCCAGCCGCGCUUGCGUACACACGAGGCCAAAAAUCUUUGAACUU
Messenger RNA from Phanerochaete carnosa HHB-10118-sp, 1671 nucleotides. RefSeq lists its product as uncharacterized. The record is from RefSeq and is a predicted model, not a curated record. The transcript has a single exon. The coding region runs from base 171 to 1256 and encodes 361 amino acids. Lineage: Eukaryota; Fungi; Basidiomycota; Agaricomycetes; Polyporales; Phanerochaetaceae.